Messenger RNA from Styela clava, 2126 nucleotides. The record is from RefSeq and is a predicted model, not a curated record. NCBI's taxonomy places the organism in Eukaryota, Metazoa, Chordata, Ascidiacea, Stolidobranchia, Styelidae.
CCAUCACGAUUAAGACACUCAUUUCAUCAGUCAUGUAUGGAUCCUCAGAUGACCAAAUUUAAAUUUAGCAUUGUAUGCAUAUCGAGUGAAGAAUUUAGUAUUUAAACAAUUGAGCGUACGGCACCUUAGAACCCCGUCGUAACAUGGAGAUAGAAGUACAUGCAACCGGCGGAGUUGCGGAAAGCGCGCGAAUAGAAAAGUGCGGAACGACUACCAGCUGUUGUAACAUCGACUGUGAAGAAGAUUUUAGCAGGACUUACGGUAUUUGUGUGAAAAUAAGACCAGUACGAAGAAGCUGUUCACAGCCUUCCAGAUUAAGACGAACUAUCGAGGAAACUAUUAUGGAAGAACCUCAAUUAGAAAAGGAAGAAUCAGUUAAAGAUGCUGAACAAGAUUCUGCAAUUGGGAUUGGAAAUAAUCAUUCGCUAAAAUCAGAAGACAAUUCAGUUUCUCUAUCAUUAGACGCGACACCAACCACACAGGAAGAAUCAGAUUUAACUUGUGAUUUAUCUGCAUUCUCUUCUAUUAUUGAACAAAAAAAUGAUCUAUUUGACCAACUAGUUUCUCAUUUUGAUAAACGGGAUAAAAACGAUACGCUAUCUACCAAUACAAACAGAGGAAGAUCUCGUAUCAAGCAAAUCCCAACUCGCAGUUCUUCUUUCCAUCCAACAAGAAGACGAAUAUAUAGUUCGCAACACACUGUUGCCAGAUUAAAGCAGAAAAAUAACAUUGGCAGUACCGACUAUCUUAAUGUACCAACUUCUAAAUCUGUUGGAUAUAAAAGACAAACUUCUACUCCUGAAUCGAGCUCAACAAAUUUAGAAGAAAGUUCGAAUUCUAAUCUCGGAAUAUCCAGAAUACGAGCGUUGAGCACAUCUAGUGUAGGAACUUCAAAUAAUGAUGAAGAACUAAAUAAUAUUCUUACAUCAGAUUCAGCCGUGACGUCAUCUGAUCUUCUUGAAGUCAGCAGUUCAGUAAUAAAACAUUCGGCAUUACCAAAACGAUUCAACAACGAACUCUACCGUCAAAAGUCAAACUCUUGCCAAACUUUAGAUAAACCUAGCAAAAAUCGAAAAUCGGCACCUGUGUUUUUGAAUUCAUCCAGUACCAAUAUGUUGCGUUCUCACCCCACACAUCGUUCUAUGACCCCGGAUAUUACGUCACAGCGAGGGCGUGCGUUUUGUUUCAGCCCUACCCCUAACGGACUCCUUAGCCCGAGUGACAGUAGGGGUAGCUUAGACAGGAUGACCGCGGAUACGAUAGAUCGACGUCGUGUGCGAAAAAGGGCAAGUGAUAAAUUCAAUGAUACCAUACAAAGCGUUGGACAGUUAUCGGAGAGGGGAAGCAGUUUUUCUUCUCUCCCACCGCGUUCUAGAAGUGUUAUAGGGAAUAUAUCGCAAGAUUCUGAUCAAUGGAGCACUAGUUCUUUACAUGGCGUAGAACCAGCCCGGGACAAACCUAAAGAGUGGUCCGAACCUACAGGAUUUUACUUAGACAAAAACGGUCGUGUUCGUCAAACGAAAGACCACCGGAAUAACAACAAUCCGCCACCUUCUCUUCCGCCCGAUUGGCUUCGAGAACGUGACGUCACUACAUGCUCCGUUGGGUCAUCAAAUAACGAGCGUCUGGUACCCUCGGAUGUCGAGAAUUCAGAUGUAGCGCCCAGACCGCAUAUGCCAGAUCUCGUUCAAAAUACGCAGUCAAACGAAGCUACGAUGCAGACAAGUCAACAUGAAUCUUCUGGAAGACAAUCGGCUCUGGAUAUCGCCCUUCAUGAAGAUCACGAUUCUAUCAUGAGAUUGGCAAAAAUUCGGGAGGACGAAUUCACAAUGAAAUUGAUAUCAGCAAUGAGAGAGCUGAAAGACAUAGCAGAUGUUGCUCGUAUUAUUGAUGAAGUAGACGACGAAGAAUGGUUAUUAGUUUUUAUUGGAGAACUUGAUCACAGGCUUCAUUAUUUAAUGAAAGCAGAAGAGGAGGAAGAAGAGAACCUGAAGACCACGAAGCAAAUAUCCGCGAAAAGGCGACGAUUCUUGACGUUGCUCUGGACUUGAUAUCUUUUCUAAAAGAUCGAUCUGCUUAUCGAGUCCACAGAUCUUCACUUGCUCUUCGUACUUCUGGCUUAGAUG